GAAACACAGAGAGACCGGAGAGAGAGACAGAGAGACCGGGAGAGAGGGCGAGAGAAUGGGGAGAGAGAAAACCAAUGAAACUAUAAUAAAAACAGGGCGACGAGAAAAUAGUAUGGAUGAUUAUCAUGGUCGAAAAAUAAUAAUUCCCUCCUCCCCUUCUUUCUCAAAACCAAAUUUUCAUCUCUUCUUAUUCAUCUUCUUCUUGAUCUCCUCCAUCAAAACAACAUCAGUUUCAGGUUUCAAUCUCACUGUAACUCCGUUUAGCCAAGCUUAUUCUACUCUCUUUAGUGAUUUUAACAUCGAUCCAUCUCCUUAUGAUGAUAGCGUUCGUCUCCUCCUCAAUCACCAUUCGGGCUCAGGCAUAAUUUCGUAUGAUUAUUACAGAUAUGCCUUCUUCAGUGCAAACAUCAAGUUACCGUCCGGGAACACAGCCGGUGUUGUUGUGGCUUUUUAUGCAUCAAAUGUGGACACAUUCGAGAAAAAUCAUGAUGAGCUGGACAUAGAGUUUUUAGGAAACAUAAGAGGGAAACCAUGGAGAUUUCAGACCAAUGUGUAUGGAAAUGGAAGCACUAAACGCGGAAGAGAAGAGAGAUACAGACUUUGGUUCGAUCCUAGUAAGGAGUUUCAUCGUUACAGCAUUCUUUGGACCCCUAUCAAAGUCAUAUUUUAUGUAGAUGAAGUUCCCAUUAGAGAAGUAAUCCGUAACGAUGAAAUGGGUGGUGAUUUUCCGGCGAAGCCAAUGGCAAUGUAUGCUACCAUAUGGGAUGCUUCUACAUGGGCUACAAGUGGUGGCAAGUACAAAGUAGACUACAGACAUGAGCCCUUUGCAGCUGAGUUCAAAGACUUUGUCACUGAUGGUUGUGCAGUUGAUCCGAUUCAAGAACCUUCCGCCACCAAUUGCUCUGAAACCGCUUUGAAAAUAGCCGUGGCAGACUACUUCACGGUCAGGCCACGACAGCGCAAGGCCAUGAGGUGGUUCCGGGAGAAGUAUAUGUAUUAUUCUCACUGUUAUGAUACCUGGAGGUACAAGGUGCCUCUGCCAGAGUGCGUGAUUGUACCUUCAGAGCAAGUGUUGUUUAAGGAGACUGGUAGGCUUCGGCACGCAAUGAGGAUUAAGUUUGGUGGUAGUCAACGGAAACAACGUAGGAGUCGUGGCGGGGUGAGGAAGAGCGGUGGUGGUAGCGCGGUUGUGAGGUUGAGGUCAGGUAAUGAGGAGGUUGCUGCUGUGUAAUAUCAGACAUAUAUCAGAUAUGGAGUUAUAUUUGGUACAGAUUUAUCAUUUUGAGAUCAGACCUAUGACAGAGUUAUAACAUAACAUCAUCAAAUUGACCAUUACUUUGAGAAAACACUAUGACUGC
Messenger RNA from Daucus carota subsp. sativus, 1358 nucleotides. RefSeq names its product probable xyloglucan endotransglucosylase/hydrolase protein 30. Lineage: Eukaryota; Viridiplantae; Streptophyta; Magnoliopsida; Apiales; Apiaceae. Gene Ontology annotation, cellular component: cell wall; apoplast. Gene Ontology annotation, molecular function: hydrolase activity, hydrolyzing O-glycosyl compounds; xyloglucan:xyloglucosyl transferase activity. Gene Ontology annotation, biological process: glucan metabolic process. The record is from RefSeq and is a predicted model, not a curated record. The transcript is spliced from 4 exons. The coding region runs from base 56 to 1231 and encodes 391 amino acids.